Cryptomeria japonica (Japanese cedar) is the source of this 417-nucleotide messenger RNA. Its product is annotated as pathogenesis-related protein PR-4-like. Gene Ontology annotation, biological process: defense response to fungus; defense response to bacterium. The record is from RefSeq and is a predicted model, not a curated record. Gene Ontology annotation, molecular function: RNA nuclease activity. Bases 1 to 417 code for a protein of 138 amino acids. NCBI's taxonomy places the organism in Eukaryota, Viridiplantae, Streptophyta, Pinopsida, Cupressales, Cupressaceae. The transcript is spliced from 2 exons.
AUGGCUUCCAAGGUUGUGAGGUGGAUUGCUCUAUGCUUCUUCCUGGCUUCCAUACUCUGUGUUAAUGGCGAGACGUUUACCACGUCUAAUCCGUAUGAUUCUGCUGGUCGUAAUUACAACAUUGAUGGCCUAUUUUGUGCUACAUUUGACUCUAAGCAGCCCCUAGAGUGGCGCAAGGAAUACCUUUGGGCUGCCUAUUGUGACCAAGCCGGCAAGCCCAUGGGAUCUUCCAUCUGCGGCACCUGCAUCCAAGUGAAAAAUGAUUUGACCAGUGAAAAUGUGACCGUACGAAUUCUGGACCAGUGCCAAAAUGGAGGAUUGGUGUUAGAAACAGAUGCUUUUAAUGCCAUUGAUGGAGAUGGACAAGGAAAGAAUAAUGGUUAUCUGCUUACUACCUACAAGUUCGUGGACUGUUAG